AUGACCUCCGCGCAUUCCUCCAUUCCUCGCCUUAGAGAACCCACCUGGAAUUUCUCUUGUCCGGUCGAGAAUACAAAUGCGCAGGACGUGGAUCGAAUUUAUUUUCGAAAGUCAUCGAAUCGCACCAAGAGCGGGGACCACCCGCCCGGACCUAGUCUCUACGCCGUCGAAUCAGACAAGAAAUGA
This is a messenger RNA of Penicillium verrucosum, 186 nucleotides long. RefSeq lists its product as uncharacterized. The coding region runs from base 1 to 186 and encodes 61 amino acids. NCBI's taxonomy places the organism in Eukaryota, Fungi, Ascomycota, Eurotiomycetes, Eurotiales, Aspergillaceae. The record is from RefSeq and is a predicted model, not a curated record. The transcript has a single exon.